Molecule: messenger RNA, 2593 nt
Organism: Gymnodraco acuticeps
Lineage: Eukaryota; Metazoa; Chordata; Actinopteri; Perciformes; Bathydraconidae
Gene: sfrp2l
Product: secreted frizzled-related protein 2 like
Exons: 3
Coding region: 135-1157 (340 amino acids)
Biological process (GO): non-canonical Wnt signaling pathway; negative regulation of canonical Wnt signaling pathway; canonical Wnt signaling pathway
Molecular function (GO): Wnt-protein binding
Source: RefSeq, a predicted model, not a curated record
AUAACUGGGAGGCGCCUGCCCUUUCAUUAACCCCCCGUUUCCUCCACACCUCAUUGUUUACACCUUCAAAUCCAGACAAAAGAGCAGCAGCUCUGCAGACUUCACUCUAUUCUCCGGUGGAACAAAAAACGACAAUGUUAGUUUCUGUGCUCUGCUUUAUUCUGUUUGGAGGAGUCACCCAUGCCUCUGACACCGCGGCUCCCCAGCUCGGGCCGUCGUCGCUGGGGCUCAGUUCCUCGGUCCGCUCGGUGUGUAAACCCAUCCCGAGCACCCUGUCUCUGUGCCACGGGAUCGGCUACAGGCAAAUGCGGAUCCCCAACUUGCUCGGCCAUGACACCCUGAGAGAGGCCCAGCAGCAGUCGGCGGCCUGGCUGCCCCUCAUCUCCAAGCUGUGCCACCGGGACACCAAGAAGUUCCUGUGCUCGCUGUUCGCUCCGGUGUGCCUGCCGGAGCUCGGAGGGCCGGUCAGCCCGUGCCGGGGCCUGUGCGAGGCCGUACGGGACGGCUGCGUGCCUGUUAUGAGCGCGUUCGGAUUCCCGUGGCCGCAGAUGUUUAACUGCACCCGGUUUCCGCGCGGGACCGAGUUGUGUAUACCGGCAACCGGAGAGCACGAAGGGCGGACAGCGGAUGAGGUCAGGCACGAGGAGGCGCUUAAAGGGAGUGUUAUUUGUGAUGCCUGCAGUCUGGCUGCUGAAGGAGAAUCUGACAUCCAGGAAAACUUCUGCCAAAGUCCAUAUGCUUUUAAGAUGCGUCUGGGCAGUGUGACGAUGGUGGGAGGAGACCGUCAGCUGGUGCCUACGGCCCGCAGCCGCAUCCUGAGAUGGGCAGGGGGAGGUGCAGAGAGGGCAGAAGGGAUUGGAGGCGCAAUGGCCCACAGCGCUUUGUGGCUGCAAGAAGGAGGCACCUGUACUUGUCCUGGUUUAGACUCUGCAGUGACAAAUGAAGACGGAGGGUUAGAGGAGGGACAGAUGGAUAAGACAAAAGCAAAAGAAGGAGAAAAGGAGAUGAAAGGGGUCCAGAGUGGAUGGUACCUGGCCCUGGCUCAGGCUGAGGAGGGAAGACUAGUGCUGACUCGACUGGUGAGGUGGACCAGAGGGGACAAAGAUCUGAAGAAGUUCAUCAGAUCAAUGCUCAAACAGUCCUGUUCGGAGAUGUAGACAGCGUGUUUUCAACCAUUGCAGUCCUUCCUAUGAACAUAGCUUUGUGGUGCAGUGUGUUACUGUGUGCUGUUCACUGCAACACUUUUAUAUAAUGAACAGCUGACAAAUAGUUAACGCAUAACACUGACUAAAUCCCUUGUUUGCAGAUCGUUAAUGUAAAUUAACCAAUUAUUCAGUAGUUAUCUUAAUCUGUUUGCUAGUGGCUUUGUUGAUGAAUUGUUCCUGAUUAAGGGAUUAAGGUGCUAAAUGCCACACACUCGAUAACAAUUGAGUCUUCAUUCAUUAGUACAUAUAUUUUGUAUUACUUUACUCCACAAGUGAAAUACAGUAUAGUUUUAACAAACUGACAAGCAAGAGUUUUACAGUGAACAAUUAUUAGACAUAUAGCUAGUUUUUAUACUUUUUGUAGUGACCCCAUUAUUGUGGAAAUAUUAAGCACAUAGCGAUAGUUAGGCAAUGUUGCAAACGUUACUACUGCCAAAAAGUGUAAAGGUUGAUUUAAUUCCAAAUUGGGCAAUAUUGGUGUAUUUUCUUUUGUAUUUUGUGUAUAUUUGUAUAUAUAAGAGAUCACGAAGGGUUACCUUUUAAUCAAGGUCAAAGGGUUUGGUAAUGAUUGCAGGGGUUUAGGCUGAUCUCAUCGCAUAUUUCCUUUUGAUACUUAUGAAAGGUGGGGUAGGUAAUUCACUUCAGAAACACUUUUUGUUAUAUUCGAUGGAAUGCUCUUAACAUUCCCCAAAAGCAAUGAAUAUAUUAAAUGCUUGGACAAUAAAUACAUUAAAAAAAUUCACCUAUGGAAGCCGUGGCGCUGUAAAAAGCACGACCAAUUAUAUUAGCCGGCCCGGCUAAAAUAACUGGAUGGCCUACCUGCCUGUCAGCCUUCCAUCUCGUGCACAAACUUAUCUCGUGCCCUCAUUGGUCAUCAUGUGCACGUCAUGUGUGUUGGAGGAGGGGCCCUGUAAGGAAGUCUGAAGGAAGGGGCAGAUUUUUUUCAGCUGCGUAGUUUCAAAUUCUAGCGCACUCGAGCUGGUUUCUCCUUUCUUACCUACCCUACCUUUAAGGGUGGAGCAGUCAGUGUAAUUGUUGUAAUUCCUGUAAUGAUAACUUUGUUUUCUUGUACUACCUAUAACAACGUUGUUACUAUCCACGUUAAUUAUACACCACACAAAUAAUAGACAUGCAAGUUUUUGUUGGUAUUUUAUCUUUUUUUUCACAGUAGCCAGGUCUCAGUAUUUAAUUGAGUUAAAUCACAUGUUAGGAAGGUUUAAUCUCAAGGGACAUCAAAAAAGAAGCACUGAACAAAAAAAGCAAGUUGGUUGUGAACAAUAAAUCAUGUAGAUCUUUUCCUGUCUCUAUUUUUGCAUUCAUUUUUUCCUGAUCUCUGUCAGCUCUGUCAACACAUGUUUUUUUGUAUAAAAACUUUCAUUCAGAAAAUG